Molecule: messenger RNA, 1119 nt
Organism: Lolium rigidum
Lineage: Eukaryota; Viridiplantae; Streptophyta; Magnoliopsida; Poales; Poaceae
Exons: 1
Coding region: 1-1119 (372 amino acids)
Source: RefSeq, a predicted model, not a curated record
AUGUCGUCGCGGAAACGUUUCUCGCUGCCGGUGCUGCUCGUAUUCCUCCUCGGGUUAUUGUUCCUCGCCGGCGCAACCGACACGCUUCAUCGGAAGGAUCAUAAUAGCCAGUCAGCAGCAUCCGCCGCGAUCUCACGUAAACUGCUACGCGUAGUCCAUGGAGCGAAACAAGCCAAGAAACAGCCAUCGGACGGCGAAGCUUUGCCGAGGGGCAUCGUGCACGGCACGUCCAACCUCGAGAUGGUAUCCAUGGUCGGCGACCCUGAGAAGCAGCACGGCGGCAGGCUACCCUCGAAGAGCCUUCUGGCGAUCCCGGUGGGCAUCAAGAACAAGGCCGCUGUCGACAAGCUCGUCUCCAAGUUCCCGGCCGACAGAUUCACGGUAAUGCUCUUCCACUACGACGGCGCCGGGGAGGAGCAGUGGGAUGACCUCGAGUGGUCGCGCCGCGCGGUGCACGUGUCGGCGCGCGGCCAGACCAAGUGGUGGUUCGCCAAGCGGUUCCUGCACCCGGACAUUGUUGCCGAGUACGACUACGUCUUCCUGUGGGACGAGGACGUUGAGGUGGACUCCUUCGACCCUGUCCGGUACCUCGACAUCGUCAAGAGAGAAGGGCUCGAGGUAUCUCAGCCGGCACUCGACCGCCGGUCCGAGAUCCACCAUGGCAUCACGGCGCGUGCACUGCUGAGGCCUGGCGUCCAAGGAGGGGGCGACGUGCACCGGAGGUUCUAUAAGGCGGCUUCGGCCUUGGGAAGAGGAGGGUGCGACGACACCAGCACGGGGCCGCCGUGUGCCGGGUGGGUGGAGAUGAUGGUGCCGGUCUUCUCCCGGGCGGCGUGGCGCUGCAGCUGGGGCAUGGUCCAGAACGACCUCGUGCACGCCUGGGGCCUCGACUACAAGCUCGGCUACUGCGCGCAGGGCGACAGGACGCUCAAGGUCGGCGUCGUCGACAGCGAGUACGUCCUACACAGGGGAGUCCCUAUGCUCGGCGGGACCGAGGGCAAGGCCGCGGAUUUCCGGGUCGCCGUGAGGAGGCGAUCGCAUGCUGAGAUGCAGAUUUUCGACAGGAGAUGGAAGGAAGCUGCAGCCAACGACGUGUCAUGGACAGACCCUUACCAGUAA